This is a messenger RNA of Hypoxylon trugodes, 2056 nucleotides long. RefSeq names its product ATP-dependent RNA helicase HAS1. Gene Ontology annotation, molecular function: RNA helicase activity; ATP binding; nucleic acid binding. Gene Ontology annotation, biological process: maturation of LSU-rRNA from tricistronic rRNA transcript (SSU-rRNA, 5.8S rRNA, LSU-rRNA). Gene Ontology annotation, cellular component: nucleolus. The record is from RefSeq and is a predicted model, not a curated record. Bases 51 to 1877 code for a protein of 608 amino acids. The transcript is spliced from 3 exons. Lineage: Eukaryota; Fungi; Ascomycota; Sordariomycetes; Xylariales; Hypoxylaceae.
GCUCAACUCUCCAAUCUCAACACCAUUUAUCGCAACUUCGUUCAGACACGAUGGAGUCGGCCAAAUACAGCAAAAAGAGGAAAUUCAAGGACGCCAAUGGCGCUAAGAAUGUCGAGGCCAAAAAAUCGAGAACGCACUCUGUUAAGACAUCUAAAUCUAAGAAGCUGAAGCGAGCGGAACCCGAGAUCGCUGCUGAAGCCUCGAGCGACGACAAUUCUGAAGCCGAAGACGAAAUCGAAGAACCAGAAGCCAAGCUUUCUAAGGACCAAGAUGAUCAAGAUGAAGAGGAUGAAGAAGAAGAUGCCGAGGAAACGACCGAAUUGAACAAGAGAGUAGAGGCAGCGAAUGCUGAGGAUGAAGAUGCUGGCCAAAGUAAUCAGAAUACCGAUUUACCCACCGACAGCGCCAUUUCCGCCCUACAAUCUGCUAUUGGUUCCGAUGCGCAAAACUUCGCCGAUUUGAACUUAUCGGAGAAGACAACAAAAGCUAUUAAGGAAGAUAUGGGGUUUGAAAAGAUGACCACGAUUCAACGAAAAGCAAUUCCACCCCUACUUGCCGGUCGCGAUGUGCUUGGUGCGGCUAAGACAGGAAGUGGAAAGACACUGGCCUUCUUGAUUCCCGCCGUCGAAAUGUUAAGCGCGCUUCGAUUCAAACCGCGAAACGGAACCGGUGUUAUCGUUGUUUCUCCCACCCGAGAGUUAGCCCUGCAGAUUUUUGGUGUCGCUCGCGAACUCAUGGCGCAUCACUCUCAAACAUACGGAAUAGUGAUUGGAGGAGCAAACCGUAGAGCGGAGGCUGAGAAGUUAUCCAAGGGAGUAAACCUCAUCAUCGCGACGCCCGGAAGACUCUUAGACCACCUCCAAAACACUCCCUUCGUUUUUAAGAACCUGAAGUCUCUGAUUAUCGAUGAAGCCGAUCGAAUAUUAGAAAUUGGUUUCGAAGAUGAAAUGCGUCAAAUCAUCAAAAUCCUACCGAGUGAAGGCAGACAGACAAUGCUAUUCUCUGCGACACAAACAACCAAGGUCGAAGACUUGGCGAGAAUUUCCUUGAGACCAGGUCCUCUUUACAUCAACGUUGACGAAGAGAGCACCAGCUCCACUGUCGCAGGUCUCGAGCAAGGUUAUGUCACCUGCGACGCUGAUAAGCGAUUCCUUCUUCUCUUCUCAUUCCUCAAGAGAAAUCUGAAAAAGAAGGUGAUCGUAUUCUUUUCCAGUUGCGCAAGCGUGAACUAUUAUGCUGAGCUUUUGAAUUACAUUGACUUGCCUUGUCUCUCUCUACACGGAAAGCAGAAACAACAGAAACGUACCAAUACGUUCUUCGAAUUCUGCAAUGCGAAGACGGGUAUCCUUCUGUGUACCGACGUUGCUGCUCGUGGUUUAGAUAUCCCCGCUGUUGACUACAUCGUUCAAUUCGAUCCUCCUGAUGACCCACGAGAUUAUAUCCACCGCGUUGGUCGAACCGCCCGUGGCGCCAAUUCCAAGGGCCGCAGUUUGCUAUUCCUACAGCCCCACGAACUCGCCUUUUUAUCGCAUCUGAAGGAAGCCCGCGUGCCCGUCCUCGAGUACGAGUUCCCAGCCAAGAAGAUUCUCAAUGUCUCUUCACAACUAGAAAAACUCAUCUCCCAAAACUACUAUCUCAACCAGAGCGCCAAGGACGGAUACCGAUCAUAUCUACAUGCUUAUGCUAGUCAUAGUCUACGUUCAGUCUUCGAUAUUCACAAAUUAGACCUAGCAAAGGUCGCCAAGAGUUUCGGUUUUUCUACACCACCACGAAUCGAUCUCACUCUAGGAGCAAGCAUGAGCAGGGAUAAGAAGAUGCAAGGAAGAAGGGCAUACGGAAGCCAACCAAGACAAGCCCAGAAGUUUAAGAAGCGGUAGUAGUUUUAGGAUGAAAGAAAAAAUGGUCAUUGGCGGAGUUUAGGUUGCGAUUAUCAUCAUGGUAUACCAGCUUCACAUUUACUUUAUCCUUUUUUAUGGAAAUUGAUGGCUCAUCUGGUAGUACUACUACGAAAUGCGAGGUUUUAUUUGAUAAUACGGUUAAGAAUUUCGCUAUGCAG